Suncus etruscus (white-toothed pygmy shrew) is the source of this 1059-nucleotide messenger RNA. RefSeq names its product cannabinoid receptor 2 (gene CNR2). Gene Ontology annotation, molecular function: cannabinoid receptor activity. Gene Ontology annotation, cellular component: membrane. Gene Ontology annotation, biological process: cannabinoid signaling pathway. NCBI's taxonomy places the organism in Eukaryota, Metazoa, Chordata, Mammalia, Eulipotyphla, Soricidae. The record is from RefSeq and is a predicted model, not a curated record.
AUGGAGAAAUGCUGGGUGACCGAGGCAGCCAAUGGCUCCACGAAUGGUUUGGAUUUCAACCCCAUGAAGGAGUACAUGGUCCUGAGCAGUUCCCAGCAGAUCGCCGUGGCGGUACUGUGCACCAGCCUGGGCAUAAUCAGUGCCCUGGAGAACUUGGUUGUACUCUACCUGAUCCUGUCCUCCCACCGGCUUCGCAGGAAGCCCUCCUACCUACUCAUUGGCAGCUUGGCUGCGGCUGACUUCUUAGCUAGUGUCUCAUCUUCAAGCAAUUUCGUGAGUUUUCAUGUCUUCAAUCAUGUGGAUUCCAAGGCUUUGUUCCUGCUAAAGAUAGGCAGUGUCACCUUGACCUUCACUGCUUCUGUAGGCAGCCUGCUCCUGACUGCCAUAGACCGCUUCCUCUGUCUGAGCCACCCACUGGCAUACAAGGCUCUACUCACCCGUGAGAGGGCACUGAUGGCUCUGGCCAUCAUGUGGCUCAUCUCAGCACUGGUCUCCUACCUGCCCCUCAUGGGGUGGACUUGCUGUCCCAGUCCCUGUUCUGAGCUUUUCCCCCUGGUCCCCAAUAACUAUCUGUUGGGCUGGCUCCUGUUCAUUGCCUUCCUCUUCUCUGGCAUCAUCUACACCUACAGCCAUGUCCUCUGGAAGGCCCAUCAGCAUGUAGUCAGUUUGGCUGGACACCAGGAAGGGCAGGUACCAGGAAUAGCUAGAAUGAGACUGGAUGUGAGAUUGUCCAGAACCCUGGGAGUAGUGCUCGCUGUGCUCUUCCUGUGCUGGCUCCCAGUCUUGGCCCUCAUGGUCUACAGUCUGACGGCCACUCUAAGUAUCCAGGUCAAGAAAGUCUUUGCCUUCUGUUCCUUGCUGUGCCUUGUCAACUCCAUGAUCAACCCUAUCAUUUAUGCACUGAGGAGUGGGGAAAUCCGGUCCUCUGCCCUGCACUGCAUGGCUCGUUGGAAGAAAUACCUGAGGGGCGCUGGGUCUGAUGGACAAGAAGAUGCCCAGAAGUCCUCCAUUUCUGAGACUGAGGCAGAUGUGAAAAUCACCAAGGGGCCGGAGAGAUAG